AUGGAUAAACUCACGAACGACCCCUAUGUUUUGAUUGCCAUUGUGCAUGUUUCAGAUUUCAGACUGCAAUGCACACCGAGUGGAAGCUAUCAAGAUCCUCAAUAUGGUACUCUGGACAAAGCUAAGUACCAAUUUAUCGGAGAAAGACUGCACGGUGCCAAUGAUUUUGAUGAAGAUUUCAUGAGAAUGUAUUCGCUACUCAGCAACAUCCAAAAUGCUGGAGCGAAAACGCAAUAUUGCAAAGACAUGCUGAAUGAAAACACAAUCAGGUUUGCUAAGAAUGUAUUCGAAAAAAGAGAAUUUCCUGUACCAGAUUCUCCAACAUCCACAAAAUGUGCUGUUUAUCUAGAGGAUCUGGAAAAUCCGCAGGAAGGAUCUUCCACAGUUACUCUAAUGAGUAAGAUGGACGCUGAAACAGCUCAUUGGCCUAUCAAAGAAGAGUAUGUCAAUGACUUGGAAGGUAUCAAAGCCAAUUACAAGGCAAUACCACUCUGCGUCUAUGACAGCAAUGACAUGUUCGUUGAACCGGCGAAUGUCAACAAAAUGCUACACAACACACUCGUUGAAGUGCACUUCACUCUUCAUCAUACUUACAUUCCAAAAUCUACCCUGCCUCACGAUUCAUUCCGCGCCAAUAUCAAACAAAUUCUGAUCCUGGACUCCGGAAAGCAGAGAGAAAAUAUAUACAGAACAGAUCCAUGUACAGGUCCUAUCUGGAUGCACCACUCUCCCCCGCCUGCAGAUCUCCCACCCACAAAAAAGAUGCAUACUGAAGAAAGCAGAGACGAGCAGAACGGUAAAGAAAAGGAAUGA
Messenger RNA from Suillus paluster, 813 nucleotides. RefSeq lists its product as uncharacterized. The transcript has 2 exons. The coding region runs from base 1 to 813 and encodes 270 amino acids. The record is from RefSeq and is a predicted model, not a curated record. NCBI's taxonomy places the organism in Eukaryota, Fungi, Basidiomycota, Agaricomycetes, Boletales, Suillaceae.